Lactuca sativa (garden lettuce) is the source of this 1797-nucleotide messenger RNA. It is a transcript of the gene ACS5, whose product is annotated as ACC synthase 5. The record is from RefSeq and is a predicted model, not a curated record. Gene Ontology annotation, molecular function: pyridoxal phosphate binding; transaminase activity. Lineage: Eukaryota; Viridiplantae; Streptophyta; Magnoliopsida; Asterales; Asteraceae. Gene Ontology annotation, biological process: amino acid metabolic process; biosynthetic process.
CUCUCUCUCUCUCUCUCUCUCUCUCUCUCUCUCUCUCUCUCUCUCACACAGGAAUCGAGAUGUUGUCUGCAAAAGCCACGUGCAACUCCCAUGGCCAAGAUUCAUCCUACUUCCUGGGGUGGGAGGAGUACGAGAAAAAUCCAUACCACCAACUUAAAAAUCCCAACGGUAUCAUUCAAAUGGGCCUCGCCGAGAAUCAACUCUCAUUCGACCUUCUGGAAUCAUGGCUCAAGAACAAUCCUGAUUCAGCCGGAUUCAAAAACGAUAAUCAUUCACUCUUCAAGGAACUUGCCCUCUUCCAAGAUUAUCAUGGCCUUCCUGCUUUCAAAAACUCAUUAGCCGAUUUCAUGUCAGAGAUUAGAUCAAAUAAAGUAACAUUUGAUCCAAACAACCUCGUACUCACCGCCGGAGCAACCUCCGCCAAUGAAACUUUAAUGUUUUGUCUAGCUAAUCCCGGCGAUGCUUUCCUCCUUCCCACCCCAUAUUAUCCAGGGUUUGAUAGAGAUCUCAAGUGGAGAACUGGAGCUGAGAUAGUACCUAUCCAUUGCUCGAGCUCAAAUGGUUUCAGAAUCACCGAAUCGGCCCUCGCAGAGGCAUACGAAGAAGCGCAAAAGCAAAACCUGAAAGUGAAAGGUGUUUUAGUUACAAACCCAUCAAACCCAUUAGGGACAUCACUGAGCUUGCAUGAACUCAACCUUCUCGUUGACUUUGUCUCCUCCAAGAACAUCCAUCUCAUUAGUGACGAAAUCUACUCCGGCACUGUUUUCUGCUCUCCUGGCUUCGUUAGCAUCAUGGAGGUCUUAAAGAACAGGGACCUUAUGAACACCGAAGUGUGGAAACGCGUUCAUAUUGUUUAUAGCCUUUCAAAAGAUCUCGGUCUACCAGGGUUUCGAGUUGGAGCUAUUUACUCCAACGAUAAUAUGGUGGUCUCAGCUGCAACGAAAAUGUCGAGCUUUGGGUUAAUUUCUUCUCAAACUCAAUACUUACUAUCAGAAAUGCUGUCUGAUAAGAAAUUUACAAGAAAUUAUCUAUCUGAGAAUCGAAGAAGGUUGAAACAAAGGCAUGAAAUGAUGGAAAAGGCCCUACAAAAAACCGGUAUUAGAUGCCUCAAAGGAAAUGCUGGUUUAUUUAGUUGGGUUGAUAUGAGACACCUAUUGAGUUCACAAACGUUUGAAGGCGAAAUGGAAUUAUGGAAGAAGAUUGUGUAUGAAGUGGGGUUGAAUAUAUCACCAGGUUCAUCAUGCCAUUGUAGUGAACCUGGUUGGUUUAGGGUUUGCUUUGCCAACAUGUCAAAAGAAACUCUACUUAUAGCCAUGCAACGUCUAAGUUCUUUUGUGGACUCCAUGGCCAAGAAAAAUAACCAGAGUGGACGUCGCCGGCAGCCACUGAACGGAAAUUUAAGAAGAUCAAAGUCGUCACUGCCCAAGUGGGUUUUUUCACUGUCGUUCACCACCUCAAAAUCAGGGAAGGAACGGUUUUAGAUGUGAUAAUAAAUUGACAACAAAUAGCUAAAACUUUGUUCGUUUGUUUUUUUGUGAUUGGAUCGAUUUUUUUCUCAAUAUACUUUGUAUAUAUUGAGUUCUGAAGAUCUUUUUUUUUUUUUUGUUUUUUUGUUUUUUUUUGUUUUUUGCCUUUUGGGGAAUUAUCUGGUGCAGAGAAAGUGCGUAAUGUGUUGAAAUAUCAUUGUCCAGAUACUUAAUUAUAGGACUUUACAAUUAAUUAAGUGUUUUUAUUACGAUUAAUAUUGCUAAUUUUGUGUUAAAUAAGUCAUUUAUUCUGCAUUUAUUAUAGUUACAU